Hevea brasiliensis (rubber tree) is the source of this 792-nucleotide messenger RNA. Its product is annotated as putative RING-H2 finger protein ATL21B. The coding region runs from base 112 to 792 and encodes 226 amino acids. Gene Ontology annotation, molecular function: polysaccharide binding. The record is from RefSeq and is a predicted model, not a curated record. Lineage: Eukaryota; Viridiplantae; Streptophyta; Magnoliopsida; Malpighiales; Euphorbiaceae. The transcript has a single exon.
GCUCCAUGAUACCGUAUUCAAAGCUAAGAAAAAGAAAAUCUUGAACAAAUGCCAUUAACAACAACACACACCCUUCUUCUUCAUUGACCUGAAAAGAAAAAAAAAAUUACUAUGGCUAUCUUAGGUCUCUUCUUCUUUCUUUUCUUUAUCAAAAUAUCACACACCCUUCAACUCUGUGAGGAUUCCUUCAGUCCUGUAGGCCCAGAGGUUCGAUUCCCUUUCGGGCUUGACGGCGAUGGAUGCAACUAUCCAGGUUUCAAUCUUUCUUGUAAUGAAAGAGGCCAAACAAUUCUCAAUCUUCCUCGCUCCGGUAACUUCAUCGUCAAAUACAUCGAUUACCAAAUUCAAGAGGUUCACAUUAAAGACCCUGGAAAGUGCUUCGCACAGCGCCUCCUCCAAAAUUUUAGUCUCUGGGGAUCACCCUUCAUUGCUGAGUUCCAUAGAACCUUCUCGUUUCUUAAUUGCUCAUCGAAUUUCUCUGAUUUUGUGUCCUUGCCUCCUUCCUCAAGGACGAUUUACUGUCUUAGCGACGACAACUUCACUAUUGUGGCCAUACCCUUCCAUGGAUACGUACCGUCGAUACCAUCGUGCACGGUGAAGGCGAAAAUGGUUGACGUUCCUGUUUCCUGGUCUCGCUAUUACGAAGAGGAUUCCUCGUUGAUAUGGAGUUCACCGGAUUGUAGAGAAUGCGAACAGAACGGUGGGAACUGUGGGUUCAAAGAUGCUUCGACGCUUGAAAUUGGAUGCUUUAAUCUACCAAGCAAUACCAAUGGUACGUUUUCAAUCACUUGA